CCAUUGCCUCUUCCCAUAAAAUAAAAUUAAAAAAAAAAAUCACUUUGAUUUCUUCUUGGCUAGGGUCUCUCUAUCUCUCUCUCUUUGAUCAGUAUGAGAGUUAAAUGCUGAAGCUGAGAUGAGGCAGGCCUCCAUUUAAUACAAUCUAAUACGUAAGGAUCUUUUCUUCUGUACGAGUGUUUGAGCUUCCACGGCCUUGCCUUUCACCACUUGUCAAGAAAUCUCCAUCACCAAAAUUUGGGGAAUUCAAGGAAAACCAAAAAAAAAAAAAACCCCAGAAAAAAGAUAGCCUUUUUUUUUCUAUUUUAUUUUUUAUUUUAUUGUUUUAGUCGUGUCUAUUUAAGCAGCGGGGAAGUCUAUGUUGGGCAGUUGAGUUCUUCAUCCGACAGUGUACUAGGGAAAUACUAAGGCAGCUGAUUUAUUUCUGUGUUUGAGGAGCCUUUUUUUUUUUUUUUAAGAAAAAAAAGAAAUUUCAUUUUCAUUUUCUCUUGUAUUUUUUUUUGGGGGGGUGAAGAAAUAUGAGCUACUUGGGUGUUGGUGUUAGUCCUGGGAAUGUACCAGUAUAUCACAUGACAGAUUCAAGAGUUGUGGAUCGGAGAGUGAGAAUGGCCGAGUUAGUGUUGAGAUGUCUCAUCUCUGUUCUUGGAAUUGUCGCUUGUGUUCUUGUGGCCACAGAUACACAAGUGAAAGAGAUCUUCUCAAUCCAGAAGAAGGCCAAGUUUACAGACAUGAAAGCACUUGUAUUUUUGGCGACAGCAAAUGGGAUUGUUGCAGCUUACUCUUUGGUGCAGGCUUUGCGUUGUGUAGUGAGCAUGGUUAGGGGAAAUGUGAUCUUUAGCAAGCCUUUAGCUUGGGUCAUUUUCUCUGGUGAUCAGGUGAUGGCUUACGUGACGGUGGCUGCAGUCGGAGCUGCUGCGCAGGCGGCAGUGUUUGCCAAGCUGGGGCAGGCGGAGCUGCAAUGGAUGAAAAUAUGCAACAUGUAUGAUAAAUUCUGCAACCAAGUCGGAGAGGGAAUCGCUAGUGCUUUGUUGGUUAGCCUUAGUACGGUGGUGAUCUCCGGCAUCUCAGCUUUCAAUCUUUUCCGUUUGUAUGGCGGUAACAAGGCCAAGAGCAGCGCUAGGUGGUAGGACUUAGUGUACUUAGUUCUGUCUAUUUGUCCACAACAUGGUUUCUGUAAUAGUGUCUGGUCUGCUUAUUACAAUAGGAUGAUGUUGAUGAUAAUGAUGAUGACGAUGACAAAAUGGUGGUUGCGAUGGUUGUAAGUAUUGACUUUGUGACUUCCCACUGGAUAACAAUAAACACAGGCAUUGUUGUUUUCA
Molecule: messenger RNA, 1319 nt
Organism: Morus notabilis
Lineage: Eukaryota; Viridiplantae; Streptophyta; Magnoliopsida; Rosales; Moraceae
Product: CASP-like protein 2B1
Exons: 3
Coding region: 519-1127 (202 amino acids)
Source: RefSeq, a predicted model, not a curated record